Messenger RNA from Paramacrobiotus metropolitanus, 633 nucleotides. Its product is annotated as neurogenic differentiation factor 1-like. Bases 1 to 633 code for a protein of 210 amino acids. NCBI's taxonomy places the organism in Eukaryota, Metazoa, Tardigrada, Eutardigrada, Parachela, Macrobiotidae. Gene Ontology annotation, molecular function: protein dimerization activity. The record is from RefSeq and is a predicted model, not a curated record. The transcript has 2 exons.
AUGACGGCAGAUUUCGGUCAAAAUGGACAGCCCAAGAAGAAGCGCGGACCGAAGAAGAAAGUGUGGCCCGCACAGGUGCGGCAGCAGCGGCAAAUGGCCCGCCGGAACCGCGCUAACCACCGCGAACGCCAGCGGAUGCACGGCCUGAACCGGUCACUGGAUCUCUUGCGUAAUGCCUGUCCGCUCUUUGCCAACCAGCGCCUGAGCAAGAUCGAUACGCUGCGUCUGGCCCGCAACUAUAUUAAAGCGCUCUCGCAGAUCCUGGAGAACGGGAAGCAGCCGGAUAUGCUGGAUUAUGCGCGGACACUGACCAAGGAUUUAUCGCAAGGGACCAUCAAUUUAAUCGCUGGACAUUUACAGGUAUCUCCUCAUCUUCUUUGGUAUUCCGAGCACGUUCUGUACACUUCCGACCCUUUCCUGUAUCCUCCCACCCUUCCUACCGCUCCAUCUUCCUUCCCCUUCUAUCCGCAGCCCGAUGCGCCACCGCACUUCCGCUGUAAUCCGUCCAGCAGCCACGCGGCUGACCAGCUGAUGCAACCGGCUGUCUAUCCAUCCGACGCCUUUGACACGCGUCUCCUCCCCGUCCACGCCGCGCCGUCCAAUCAGCACGCCGCGUUCCCUUAUCGCCACUGA